CUCCCCCCCAGCGUCUGUGAAAGUUCCUGUUAAACCGAAAGUGAAAUUUUCUCACAGAGUCAGAUUAUCAGGAGGAAAGUGACAGCUGGCUGUGAGCUGCUCACCUCAAAAUGUUAGUUUAGUGAGACGCAGAUUAAAGAGGACUUUGAGGUAGUUGUAGUUUUUACAGGAAGAUGAAGAUGUUCGUGGUGUUUGUGAUGCUCGUGCACGUUUCCCAGCAUGCCUCAGCUGUGGAGCUGUAUGAUGGGGAGGAGUUUGUCCUGCUGCCCUGUGAGUUUCAGACUGUUGAACUAGACGACCCCACAGUGGUGUGGAGCCGCUACGAUCUCAAUCCUCCAACCGUCCACCAGCGUCAGCAGGAAGGUGAUGAACUUACAUAUCAAAACAAGCUUUACAGCGGCCGAACAUCCAUGAUGCCUGACGCUCUGGAAACGGGACACCUCAGCCUCAAUCUGACAAAACUCCGCCUCUCUGACAGCGGCACCUACACCUGCAGCGUCAGAACGCUAGGAGGACAACGGAGAGUGGGAAGCAUACAGCUGAAGGUCAAAGUUUCCCAGCAUGCCUCAGCUGUGGAGCUGUAUGAGGGGGAGGAGUUUGUCCUGCUGCCCUGUGAGUUUCAGACUUUUGAGAUGAAGAACCCCACAGUGGUGUGGAGCCGCGACGAUCUUGAUCCUCCAACCGUCCACCAGCGUCACCAGGAAGGUGAUGAACUUACAUAUCAAAACCAGCUUUACAGCGGCCGAACAUCCAUGAUGCCUGACGCUCUGAAAACCGGAGACCUCAGCCUCAAACUGACAAAACUCCGCCUCUCUGACAGCGGCACCUACACCUGCAGCGCCACAGCGUUAGGAGGACAACCGGGAGUGAGAAACAUACCGCUGAAGGUCAAAGUUUUCCAGCAUGCCUCAGCUGUGGAGCUGUAUGAGGGGGAGGAGUUUGUCCUGCUGCCCUGUGAGUUUCAGACUUUUGAGAUGAAGGACCCCACAGUGGUGUGGAGCCGCGGUGAUCUCUAUCCUCCAACCGUCCACCAGCGUCAGCAGGAAGGUGAUAAACUUACAUAUCAAAACCAGCUUUACAGCGGCCGAACAUCCAUGAUGCCUGACGCUCUGGAAACCGGAGACCUCAGCCUCAAACUGACAAAACUCCGCCUCUCUGACAGCGGCACCUAUACCUGCACCGCCACAGUGUUAGGAGGACAACGGAGAGUGAGAAACAUACCGCUGAAGGUCAAAGAACGAUUUCCAUACUGGUCCAAAGUUCUCCUGGUUCUCCUGGUUCUCCUGGCUGUUGGUCUUGUUGCUGGGGGUCUUUUGGUACAUUUUCGGCACUAUUUCAUGUCAGUCUGUCAGGUGGAGGUGGAGGAGGGGGUGGAGUCUGUCCUGCUGCCCUGCAAAACCACAGUUCGCCUGCCUAAAGACGUCACAGUGGAGUGGACGGACGGAGACUACAGGACGGUCCACGUGUAUCAGAAAGACUCUGACCGGUCUGAAGAACAGGACCAGGUUUACAGAGGCCGAACAGAGAUGAAGGAAGACCUGCUGAGAACUGGAGACCUCAGUCUGACCCUGAAAUCCCCCACAGACACAGUCAGAAACACCUACACCUGCACCGCCUACAGCAGGGAGGGAAGGAUCCUGAUGGAGAAACAAGUGAAGCUCUGGGUCAGAGUCUGUCAGGUGGAGGUGGAUUCAGGGGUGGAGUCUGUCCUGCUGCCCUGCAAAACAACAGUUCGCCUGCCAAAAGACGUCACAGUGAAGUGGUGGGACGGAGACUUCAGGACGGUCCACGUGUAUCAGAAAGACUCUGACCGGUCUGGAGAACAGGACCAGGUUUACAGAGACCGAACAGAGAUGAAGCUGCUGAAACCUGGAGACCUCAGUCUGACCCUGAAAUACCCCACAGACAGAGACGGAGGGAUCUACACCUGCACCGCCUACAGCAGGGAGGGAAAGAUCCUGAUGAGGAAACAGGUGGAGCUCCGGGUCAAAGUCUGUCAGGUGGAGGUGGAGGAGGGGGUGGAGUCUGUCCUGCUGCCCUGCAAAACCACAGUUCGCCUGCCAAAAGACGUCACAGUGGAGUGGUGGGACGGAGACUACAAGAAGGUCCACAUGUAUCAGAACGGCUCUGACUGGCCUGAAGGACAGGACCAGGUUUACAGAGACCGAACAGAGAUGAAGGAAGACCUGCUGAGAACUGGAGACCUCAGUCUGACCCUGAAAUUCCCCACAGGCAGAGACAGAGACACCUACACCUGCACCGUCUACAGCAGGAAGGGAGACAUACUGAUGAGGAAACAGGUGGAGCUCCGGGUCAAAGUCUGUCAGGUGGAGGUGGAUUCAGGGGUGGAGUCUGUCCUGCUGCCCUUCAAGACCACAGCUGACCUGCCUGAGGACGUCACAGUGACGUGGAGGGACAGAUACUACAGGACGGUCCACAUGUAUCAGAAAGACUCUGACCGGUCUGGAGAACAGGACCAGGUUUACAGAGACCGAACUGAGAUGAAGGGAGACCUGCUGAGAACUGGAGACCUCAGUCUGACCCUGAAAUCCCCCACAGACAGAGACAGAGACACCUACACCUGCACCGCCUACAGCAGGGAGGGAAGGAUCCUGAUGGAGAAACAGGUGAAGCUCCGGGUCAAAGUCUGUCAGGUGGAGGUGGAUUCAGGGGUGGAGUCUGUCCUGCUGCCCUUCAACACCACAGCUGACCUGCCUGAGGACACGGAAGUGAAGUGGAGGGACAGAUACCACAGGAUGGUCCACGUGUAUCAGAAAGACUCUGACCGGUCUGGAGAACAGGACCAGGUUUACAGAGGCCGAACAAAGAUGAAGGAAGACCUGCUGAGAACUGGAGACCUCAGUCUGACCCUGAAAUACCUCACAGACAGAGACAGAGGGAUCUACACCUGCACCAUCUACAGCAGGAAGGGAAGGAUCCUGAGAGGGAAAACAGUGCAGCUUUUGGUCAAAGAGAGAUGAACAGAAGACGCUCCUCUGCUGGCUGAGCAAUCUGUUUAAUCGGUCUGUCGGUGGAUCUUUGAUUAUUGAUCCGAUCUGACUUUGGAUCAGAGAGAAAAUGGAGGUGAAGCAGCUGAUGGAGGACGGAUCUUUAUCUUCGUGUGAAACAGGACGAGUUGUUAGUUACAACAACAUCGUCCCGACCAUGAAGGAAGAACUUCAUACGAGACGAGAUGAAACGCUGAAACCUGCUGAAAGAAAAUUUUAUUCAACGAGGAGAAAAUAAACAAUAUAAUCACAGAACAAGAACAGAACCAGAAGCUGCACAAACUCCAGAAAUCGUUUCCAGAUAUUACAGUGAGGCUUGAAAUGAGUGCAGGAAGGAUUCUAAAGCUCUUUAGUACCGAGAGAAGAUGUUUCGUCCGUUUGUCUGAUGAUGAACGAGCUGUUGUGAAUAUGUGAUUUUUCAUUUUCAUGUCAUUUUUCUAAGUGUUUGUUGUAAAUGAGACUGAAAGCA
Siniperca chuatsi (mandarin fish) is the source of this 3477-nucleotide messenger RNA. Its product is annotated as hemicentin-1-like. Gene Ontology annotation, biological process: negative regulation of T cell proliferation; immune response; cellular response to lipopolysaccharide. The transcript is spliced from 11 exons. The record is from RefSeq and is a predicted model, not a curated record. The coding region runs from base 174 to 2981 and encodes 935 amino acids. Gene Ontology annotation, cellular component: external side of plasma membrane. Lineage: Eukaryota; Metazoa; Chordata; Actinopteri; Centrarchiformes; Sinipercidae.